Castor canadensis (American beaver) is the source of this 2234-nucleotide messenger RNA. RefSeq names its product cilia and flagella associated protein 418 (gene Cfap418). Lineage: Eukaryota; Metazoa; Chordata; Mammalia; Rodentia; Castoridae. The record is from RefSeq and is a predicted model, not a curated record. Gene Ontology annotation, cellular component: cytosol.
AUGGCGCAGGACCUGGAUGAGCUCUUGGAUGAAGUCGAGAACAAGUUUUGCAGACCCGACCCCUGGAGGCGAGGCAUGGGCGAGCGGCCCACAGACGACCGGAAGCCAGCCGAGGCAAAAGAGACUCUCAGAUCAACAACAUUUAAAAAAGAAGAGGAUCUUGACAGUCUUAUUAAUGAAAUAUUUGAAGAGCCCAACUUAGACAAAAAGUCCUUUAAAUUAAAAUCUAAAUCUUCAAGUAACACAUCUGUCAGCACUUCAAUUCAAGGCCUCAGUAAGAGUUGCAGUCCAGUAUACCUCAGUGGAAGCACUGUUCCAUGUGGGAUUGGAACAAAUACUUCACAGAGAGCAUGUGACCGUCUACGUUGUACAGCUUGUGACUUCUGGAUAGUAAGUUACAACGACUAUAUGUGGGACAAAUCAUGUAAUUAUCUGUUUUUCAGGAACAACAUGCCAGAUUUCCAGAAAUUAAAAACAAAGUUGGUAAAGAAGAAAGGAGCACGGGCAUAUGCCUGCCAGUGCAGCUGGAGAACCGUUGAAGAACUGACUCCCCUGCAGACAGAUCAUCAGCUUCGAUGGGUUUGUGGUAAACAUUAAGAAUGCAGACUUUUCACAUUGAGACAAAAGCAUCCAUAAGAGCAGCCUGCAGUCGUCAUCAUAUUUAAGCAAAGGUACAUUGUAAUACCCUUUGGUAAUGCCCUUUGGAAAAAGACAGUGAAUUUCAUUUAACUACACAGAUUUUUUGAAGACUAACUGGACUGGAGAAGACAAAUGUACUAAAUGUAUACUUUAGAAUUGCUCAUUUUUUAUACCUGGAUGUUUCACUUAGUAGGAUAACAAAUACCCAGAUUCUAUCUCCAAUUAAAUGGAAGUUUAAUUGCGAAGUUUCAUACAAAUAUAUGGCCUUUCGUUAGCAACUGCAGGAUUGACUGCUAAUAACAAUGUAAACAUUCUUCUUGGACAGCCAUUAAAGGUAAUGAAGCAAAGCAGGGUAGAGAGGUCAGUGUAGGAGUGUUCAUGGCAUCUCUUCAUUUCUGGUCUGUUUUUGCCAAAGAUCAGAAUUUAGACAUGGCAAAAGUCAGAUGAUGAGUGGCUAACUAAGCAUCAUCAAGAGUACAGAUAUGUUUUUAAACACUGCCUCACCUUACCAGCUAAAAGCAGUGUGUUAUACACUAUAAUGAUAAGUAUAUGCUGCCAGUUUUAGCUUAUUUCUCUUCCUUUUGUUCAUUUAGAUAUCAGAAAUUUAAUUUCGAUUUAGUAAAUAUCUAUUUAUAUAUAAAAAAUUUUUUUCAAAACACCUAAAAAUCACAAGUCCUAAUACAAAUAGGACAUUUUUGGAUCUUUCAAAUACUCUCUGUUAACGCCUAAAGUUCCAACAAGUGAAGAAGUAAUGUAAUUUUUCAGAUACCUGUAAACUUUUCUGAUAGACUCAAAUUGAUACUUAUUAGAUGAGCACAUAAAAGUAGCAAUAAAACAUCACCAACCAACAGGUAACUUGUUGGCUCCUUGAUGUCACUGAGACUUGAAGAGCUCUACAAUAGCAGCACAUUCGAGAAAUUAGUACCUCAAAGUUUCCACCUCCUUGCCCAUUAAGAAUUUUGGGGGCUUUCCAUCUGCCCAAAACUCUCUACCGCAUGUGUCCAUAGUCCGUCUCAAAUGUGUGACACAGGGCUCACUGAAAGGGAGUAAUUUUUAGCAAAGUUACGAUCUUGGUUUUAUAACAACUCUGUUCCAGCCACCCUGUCAGAGUGAGGGACACCUGAUCAUUAAAAUCCUUUUCCUGACUGUGACAUACAUGCAUUGCGUACUUGUAAAACUUACUCUUAAGUCUAGCAUUGCAACAAGAUAAAUCUCAAAAUAGAUAGUGCUUACAUUUUUACAUUAAGAUAAGUUUACAAAUUUUAUCUUUCAGUAAAUUUUUUUUACUCUCUAAAAUUAUAUCUCUGUGUAGUUAUCAGAAAUAGAGGUGGAUUUGAAUUGAAGGCGAAAAAAAAGAAAAAAAUAGCAGAGCAACAAGAUCCACAGAUUCACUCAUAAAAUCUAACGCAUCAGUCAUAAUGGUGAUGAUUUCUUUUUAUUCCAGUGAACAAAUUUACUAAACCAUUAAUUUGAAAAUACUUUACCCUCUAGAGGGACAACAUUGUCCUGUUCCAUUUUUUCUCUUUUAUUAUUUCAUUCUUACUUUCCAAAAACUUGGACACAUUACCCAUAUUUGACAUUCCAAAAUAUAAUAG